Thyridium curvatum is the source of this 1215-nucleotide messenger RNA. RefSeq lists its product as uncharacterized. NCBI's taxonomy places the organism in Eukaryota, Fungi, Ascomycota, Sordariomycetes, Thyridiales, Thyridiaceae. The record is from RefSeq and is a predicted model, not a curated record. Gene Ontology annotation, cellular component: cytoplasm. Bases 1 to 1215 code for a protein of 404 amino acids. The transcript is spliced from 5 exons.
AUGAGUUUCGAAGAUGAUGAUAUGCCGCCUGACCUGGUCGAGGCUGGCAAUGAGGUUCCAGAGGAGGAGAAGCCCGUCAAAGUGCCUAUCUCCAUUGUGACUGGUACGUCAAACCUGGAAAAGCACCAGGCUAGCUGGCAGAUCACUGACUCCACGCCAGGUUAUCUUGGGGCAGGCAAGACGACUCUGCUCAAUUACAUCCUGACAGCAGAACAUGGCAAGAAAAUUGCCGUCAUUAUGAAUGAAUUCGGAGACUCUUUGGACAUUGAGAAGUCCUUGACAAUCAACAAGGACGGUGAGUCAGUGGAGGAGUGGAUGGAGGUUGGAAACGGCUGUAUAUGCUGCUCAGUAAAGGAUACGGGCGUGAACGCGAUAGAGUCGUUGAUGGAGAAGAAGGGAAAGUUUGACUAUAUCCUUCUGGAGACCACUGGGCUCGCAGAUCCUGGAAACCUUGCGCCACUCUUCUGGAUGGAUGAUGGGCUUGGGAGCACUAUCUACCUCGAUGGCAUUGUCACUCUUGUCGACGCCAAGAACAUCCUGCGUAGUCUGGACGACCCGGCGGGCAAAGUCGAGGGCCACGAGGAAGGGGAUGAGCACGGGCCAGUGAUGACGACAGCUCACGUCCAGAUUUCGCAUGCCGAUGUCAUCGUCAUCAACAAAGCCGACCUGGUAGAUGAGCAAGAGCUACGCCGUGUACGGGAGAGGAUAGAGUCCAUCAACGGACUUGCCAAGAUCCACGUUACGAACCAGAGCGUUGUUCCGCAGCUGGAGGGUGUUUUGCUAGACCUGCAUGCGUACGACAAUGUGGAAGAGCUGGAUCAGGCGAGCAAAGGCCAUAGCCAUCUUGACGCGACAAUCUCGACAACAUCAAUACCUCUGGGUAUACUUGAGGAUGGUGACAUUGCCAAGGUUGACGAAUGGUUGAGGUCAGUGCUGUGGGACAAUCAGCUUCCACACGACCAGGGCAGUCACUCAUCGACCUUGGAGAUCCACCGGCUCAAAGGCCGGCUAGCCUUGGCAAACGGCGACAUCAAGAUAGUGCAAGGGGUACGAGAGCUCUUUGAGAUAUUCGAUGCACCAACUCAAAGAGAAGAAGGGCAGGAGCAGGAGAAGGAGACAUCAGAAUCAAAGGCAUCCAAGAUGGUGAUCAUCGGCAGGCACCUGGAGGACUUCGACUUGAAAGGCAGUCUUUUGCAAACACUGAAUAGACGAUGA